CAUUGAUGAUAUAAUGCAUGCUCCCUUCUUCCUCUUUCAACCUUCCUCCCUUUUAAAUCUCGCUAUGCUCUCAAAUCCUUGUUAUCCCUCUCUUUUCCUCGCUAAAACCUUUCACUCGCCGGCCCCUUUUGUUCUUCAUCAAGGAGCAAGAUAUACGAAUCAUGGCGCAACUAUGGACGAUCCUUACGCAACUCUACGCGAUUGCAGGGCCCUGCGUUAUGCUAUUAUACCCUUUAUAUGCGUCGGUGGAGGCAAUAGAGAAUCCAUCAAAGGUGGAUGAUGAGCAGUGGCUGGCUUACUGGAUCAUAUACUCCUUCCUGACCUUGUUUGAGAUGGUUGCAGAGCACUUACUGGCACGGAUGCCCAUAUGGUACACGGUAAAAUUGAUGUUUGUGACAUGGCUGGUGCUACCUCAGCUGAGGGGAUCAACCUUCAUUUACAACAAGGUUGUGAGGAAACAACUGAGGCAGUAUGGAUAUGGUCCCCAUGGAGCACAAAAGAAGGCAGCGAAGGAAGUUAGUAAUCUCUCCUCACCUAAUAAGGUUAGGAACAUUCGGCUUGCUCGCUCGAAAAAGAAAAUAAAGUUUAAGAUCCAUUCAAAUAUUUUGGAUUUGGAGGAAAAGAAGCAGAAAGUUAUUGAAGGGGGUGUAUCAGCUGAUGCAGUAAGAGUUUGUACAGUUUGCAAUGUAGUUUGCAACAGUGCUAAAGUUUUUGCCGCUCACCUUUCAGGAGAAAAACAUGCUCUUAAGGCCCUCGGAACAAGUUAUCCGACCAUGGCACCAAAAGUUAUGGCCCAUAUAAAAAAAACAAGCUACGCCAAGAAGUCAGCAUUUCAAACCUUUACAUGUGAAGUCUGUAAGAUAGACUGCAACGGCCAACAAACCCUAUACACUCACAAAAUGGGCAAAAAACACAAGGCAAAUCUGCAAAAUUUGCAGGAAAAAACCACCCCAAAGCCAUCUGCAGCUUCUGCUGGCCAUAAUGAAACUGCAAAUCUGGAAUCACUGAAGAAAAAACCUUCAGGUAAAGAGGGUGUGCAGGUCGAGAGGGAAAAGGUUGUUCAAGGAGGUGAUGCUGAAGAAUCCAUAAUGAUUUGCAAUCUUUGUGACAUUGCUUGCAACAGUAAAGCCGUAUAUGAGUUGCAUGUUAACGGGAGGAAACAUCUUUCCAUGAUUAAGAAGCAGGAGACUCGAGUUUGACCCAGUUUGCUUGUCGCCGAAAGUUCACGGUCACUAAUGGUUAGUACUUACUAAGGCGGUUCACUAUCUAUGGAGUUUUAUAGGCAUCUCAAGUGCAACGGUCACUAAUGCUUUUUUCCACCUUUUUUGUAGGAUUAUUUUCCAUUAUGUUUACAUCAGGGUUUGAUUUGUAUCAGAAAAUAUUUAUGUAUUUUUGCUGGUUUAAAUAAUAGUAUUUUGGGGGGAUUUACAUACA
Messenger RNA from Phalaenopsis equestris, 1434 nucleotides. Its product is annotated as zinc finger protein 346-like. Lineage: Eukaryota; Viridiplantae; Streptophyta; Magnoliopsida; Asparagales; Orchidaceae. The record is from RefSeq and is a predicted model, not a curated record. The coding region runs from base 162 to 1199 and encodes 345 amino acids. Gene Ontology annotation, molecular function: nucleic acid binding; zinc ion binding. The transcript has 6 exons.